UCUUGGAGAUUGUAUCUCGAGCUCACACGCCUGAAUCAUCCUCUCGAUGCACUCGUGAUCUACCUGCCAUGCGCUACCGGCGUCGUCCACGCCGCCGCUGUCUCCCACCGGCAGACCCUUCCGCUGCCCCUGGUACUUCAAUGCCUGCUCGGAUGGCUCCCGAUAUCGGUGCUCCAGACGAGCUUCGCAAACACCAUCAACGAUAUCCUCGACCAAGACCUGGACCGGAAGGUGCCUCGGUGCCGGAAUCGGCCUCUGGCUCGGGGAGCUCUGUCCACGACCCAAGCCAGUCUCUUCGCUGCGAUCCAAGCGGUAGCGCUCGUUCUUCUCUCCAUAUGGGCUCUUCCCCGCGCCUCUCGCAUCUAUCCCAUCGCGACUGUUGUCAGCAGCUGUGUCUACCCCUUUGGGAAGCGCGUCACCAACUAUCCGCAGGCCAUUCUCGGGGCCAUCUUCGCCGCGGGCUUCCUCUGGGGGUACGAGUCCACUGGGCUGCGCCUGGCAUCCCAAGCGCUGAUGGUGAAGAUCUCCACGGGCAGCAUGAUGGGCGUCCUGUGCUUGUGGGUCGUGAUGCUCGACGUCAUCUACGCAUUUCAGGACGUCGCGGAUGAUCCCCGCGCCGGGGUCCGGGGCAUGAGCGUGCGAUUCCAGAACUCGAGUCGAUGGCUCUUUACGGUCUUGGGGACCAUGUACAUGACACUUCUCUUGGUGAGUGGAGUUGCUGCAAGUCUGGGCCGGAAUUUUGUGGUUGUUGCCGGGUGCGCGGCGACAACCCUCGUCGUUAAUCUGUGCUGGGUGGAUGUCACGUCUAGGGCGAGUUGCCGGUGGAGGUUCAGGCGGGGGUCUCCGUUGAUGGCGGGGAUUGUGUUUUUGGGUCUGUUUGGG
Messenger RNA from Aspergillus aculeatinus CBS 121060, 882 nucleotides. RefSeq names its product 4-hydroxybenzoate octaprenyltransferase. The transcript has a single exon. Gene Ontology annotation, molecular function: 4-hydroxybenzoate polyprenyltransferase activity. Gene Ontology annotation, biological process: ubiquinone biosynthetic process. Gene Ontology annotation, cellular component: mitochondrial inner membrane. Lineage: Eukaryota; Fungi; Ascomycota; Eurotiomycetes; Eurotiales; Aspergillaceae. The annotation marks the transcript as partial. The record is from RefSeq and is a predicted model, not a curated record.